CGUUGGCGACCCGGAACUGCGGGCCGGCCGGGGCGGGGAGCCGUGCUGAAGGGUGCUUGGGUGCCUCUGCCUGCGGGAGCCAUGCCGCCGCCCAAGGACGUGGUGAAAAUCGCCAUCCAGAUGGUGGGAGCCAUCCCCCAGCUCAUCGACCUCCAGCAGACCAAGCCCCUCUCCUCCGUGCUCAAGGACGUCUGCGAUGCGUGGAGCCUGCCCAACGCCGAGCACUACGCCCUGCAGUACGCGGACGGGCGGCAGACCUACAUCACCGAGUCGAACCGCAGGGAGAUUAAGAACGGGAGCAUUUUACGGCUGACCACCUCCCCGGACCAAGAAGCAGAGAGGUUGUACAGCGGGAUCCAGAGCAACAAUGUGGACGUGAAGACUGACUCGCUGAAGAAGCUUGCGAGCCUCUCCCAGGAUGUCACCUUUGCUCAGGAGUUCAUCAACAGGAAUGGCUUGAAACAAAUCUUCUAUAUUGUGGAAGAAGGGAAUGCUACAGGGGAGAUGCUAGCUCACACCCUGAAGGCCUUCAUGGAGCUGAUGGAACAUGAUUUUGUUUCCUGGGAGACUCUUAGUGCAGUCUUUAUCAAGAAGAUAGUGAGUUACGUCAAUAUGAACGCGGUGGAUGCGUCUGUCCAGCAGCUCUCCUUGUCUAUCUUGGAGAACAUGGUACCCACCAGUCGCCACCUCUUUGAGCUAGUCAAAAAAGAAGUGACGCUGGAUCGUCUUCUCACCCACCUGCAGGUGACAAACGCCCAGCUGCAGCUGAAGGCCAUGGCCCUGCUCAUUGCACUGCUGCUGGCUGCGACCGAUGCCGAGCGGCAGGAGAUCAUGGACUACCUGAGGGAGAAGAACAUCAGGCAGUUCAUCCACAAGAACAUCAUCCACAGCUCCGAGCCGCUGGCAGAUGAGAUGGCCCAUUACCUGUACGUGCUGCAGUCUGUCAGCCUCAACCUGUGUGAGCGUCGCAUGAGGACCUCCAUGGACCCCUACUCACAGGAACAGCGGGAGCUCCUCCAGUCUCUGCGCCAAACUGCCUUUGAGUCGGAGAGCGAGGCCGCUGCCGGCGCCUCCAACGCCGAUCGCCGGCGAUCCCUGUGUGCCAAGGAGUUCCGCAAGCUGGGCUUCGUGAACAACAGCAACCCAGCAGAGGACCUCCACCGUGCCCCGCCAGGACUCCUUGCCCUUGACAACAUGGUGUAUUUCUCCAGGCACACCCCCAACGCCUAUAGCAGGUUCGUCCUCGAGAACAGCAGCCGAGAAGACAAACACGAAUGUCCCUUCGCUCGAAGCAGCAUCCAGCUCACCCUGAUCCUCUGCGAGAUCCUGCACAUUGGAGAGCCGUGCUCAGAGACGGCUCAGGCCUUUUACCCUAUGUUCUUCGGGCAGGAUCAUUUCUUUGAAGAGCUCUUCUGCAUCUGCAUCCAGCUAGUGAACAAGACCUGGAAGGAGAUGCGUGCCACCCAGGAGGACUUUGACAAGGUGCUGCAGGUGGUGCGGGAGCAGAUCACCAGGACCCUGUCCCUCAAACCCACCUCCCUGGAGCUAUUCAAGACCAGAGUGAAUGCCCUGAACUACAGUGAGAUCCUGAAGCUGCGGCAGACGGAGCGGCUGCACCAGGAGGAGACGCUGGCUGUGCCCGUGCUGGAGCUGCGUGAGAGGCUGAAGCCGGAGCUCCUGGAGCUGAUCCGACAGCAGCGCCUGCAGUUCCUCUGCAAGGGCACCUUCUUCCCCAAGAUCAGCAGCCGCCGCAGGCAGGACAAGCUCUGGUACUGCUGCCUGUCACCCAACCACAAGGUGCUGCACUUUGGGGAUGUGGAGGAGAAGGUGCACCCUCCCAUCGAGAGCCUACCAGAGAAAAUUCCUGUGGCGGACAUGAAGAUGCUGCUUGUGGGGAAAGAGUGUCCACACACGAAGGAGAAAAGCUCCGGGAAGCAGAACAAGGAUGUCCUGGAGCUGGCCUUCUCCAUCGUGUAUGACAUGGAGGAAUACUGCCUCAACUUCAUUGCCCCCGCCCGGUACGAGUUCUGCCUCUGGACGGACGGGCUGAACGUGCUCCUGGGCAAGGAGAUGAUGAGCGAGCGAACACAGACAGACCUCGAUGUCCUGCUGUCCAUGGAGCUCAAGCUGCGCCUCCUGGACCUGGAGAACAUCACCAUCCCUGACACUCCUCCUCCUGUCCCAAAGCCCCCCAGCAACUUAAACUUCUGCUAUGACUUCAGCCAGGCAGAGCAGUGAGUUCCUCUCUCUGCCCCAUCCUCCCUCUGCACCCCCCCCCCCCAGAAUCAAACCCCUUCCUCCAGGCUCUGUCCCUCAUCCCUGGCCCAAAGGGACAAGCCCCAGGUGCUGGCUGGGGGCUGGGCUGUGCGCUGCCUGCACCUUGCCUAUCCUGGGGCCAACAGCCCCCCCCUUCCCUGCCUGUGUCCUGUCCUCCUGCACAAGCGUGGGGCUGAGCCACUGAGCGCCAGGCUCCUCUUUGAGGGGGUGACCCGGCUGCUUUACCCCCCCUGCCACAGGCAGGUGAAACAAAACACUCUCCAGACAGCCCAACCCCUCCAUGGUGGCCUUGCCCCCUGCCCCGGCCAGGCUUUGGGCAGAGAGGGCAAGGAUACAGGCAGGAAUAAAGGGACAGGCAUCCCUGGGACAGCUCUAGGGGGAACGGCGGUGGGGGCAGCACUACAAAGGUACGAAUCUGCGCUGCCCCACUCUCCCCGUCAGCAUAGGGGCUCCCUUCUGAGGAAGAAAAGGGUUCAAAAAAAGGAUUAAACACCCUUUCUGCUCAGCUUGGUGAGCAGACAGCACCUCCAGAGCACAGUGUACCUGCCCAGCCAGGCCCCUGCCGCACUGAAACCUUUUCCUGCUGGGGUCUGUGUGCUCCUGCUCCUGGAAAGGGGGAUUUAGGGUACAAGCCCCCCCUGCUACUGCCAUUUCAGCCGGGCAGGGCUUUGCUGCUGCUGUGCCUGGUGUGAGGAGGAGGCUGUGGUCUGGUCUUGCCAACCCUGGUGCCUUCCCCCACCCCGGGCGGGCAUUGUGCUCCUCAGGCCUUACUGCUGCACUACUGCACCAUGACAAGCUACCUCCUCCCCGGCCCUCAGCCCGGGGCCCUGGACCUGCUCCGUGCCUACAGCCUCUCCAGCGGGUGUAGCCUCUGACUGCAGGUGGCCGGAGCUCUGACUGUGCCUCUGCCUCCCGUGUUUUGGGACAAUAAAC
Molecule: messenger RNA, 3210 nt
Organism: Calidris pugnax (ruff)
Lineage: Eukaryota; Metazoa; Chordata; Aves; Charadriiformes; Scolopacidae
Gene: ELMO3
Product: engulfment and cell motility 3
Exons: 21
Coding region: 82-2238 (718 amino acids)
Biological process (GO): actin filament organization; cell motility
Source: RefSeq, a predicted model, not a curated record